This is a messenger RNA of Rhincodon typus (whale shark), 6079 nucleotides long. Its product is annotated as dipeptidyl peptidase 8. Gene Ontology annotation, molecular function: dipeptidyl-peptidase activity; serine-type peptidase activity. The transcript is spliced from 20 exons. The record is from RefSeq and is a predicted model, not a curated record. Gene Ontology annotation, biological process: proteolysis. The coding region runs from base 114 to 2756 and encodes 880 amino acids. NCBI's taxonomy places the organism in Eukaryota, Metazoa, Chordata, Chondrichthyes, Orectolobiformes, Rhincodontidae.
GUGUCCAUCCUGUCUUCAUCUGAUAUAUCGUUGGCAGCGGAAAUGUGGAUAGCGGAAGUGUAUAAAGAGUCCGGAAGAGCGUGAGGGAGUCUCAGUGUGUGGAAGGGGUAGUGAUGGCUGCAGCGAUGGAAACUGAGCAACCUAGCAUUGAGAUCUUUGAAACAGCCACUGCAAGUGCUGCUGUGGACAUUGAAGACUCAGAGGAGCUCGAGCCAUAUUAUGUGGAGAGGUAUUCCUGGAGUCGCUUACGGAAGUUAAUCACUGACAGCAGGAAGCUGCAUGGGCACAUGAUGGCAAAACCUCCUCAUGAUUUUUAUUUUGUAAAGAAAAAUGAUCCUGAAGGGCCUCAUUCAGAUAGGGUCUAUUAUCUAGCCAUGUCAAAUGAAAACCGGGAAAAUCGAUUGUUCUACUCUGAAAUUCCCCGAGAGAUAAAUAAGGAUGCUGUCCUGCUGCUGUCAUGGAAACCUCUGCUGGACUAUUUUCAGUCUGUUCCUGACUAUGGAAUUUACUGCCGUGAAGAAGAGCUGUUGCGGGAAAGGAAGAGAAUUGGAACAAUUGGAAUUGCGUCUUAUGAUUUCCACAAAGAAAGUGGAAUGUUUCUGUUCCAGGCGAGCAACAACAUCUAUUUCACUGUGGAUGGUGGUAACUCAGGUUUCACUAAUGAACCAUUAAAUCCUUCACCGGUAAAAACAAGCUGUUCUAACAUCAGGAUGGAUCCCAAAAUAUGUCCUGCUGAUUCAUCUUGGAUUUCAUUCAUCCACAGCAACGAUUUGUGGAUCUCUAACAUUGAAACAGGGGAGGAAAGACGGCUAACAUUUGCACAUAGAGGUUUGCCCAACUUAGAGGAUGAUCCCAAAUCUGCAGGAAUCUCCAGCUUUGUGCUCCAGGAAGAGUUUGACCGGUACACAGGCUAUUGGUGGUGUCCUUUGGCCGAGGACACUCCAGAUGGAGGAAAGAUCUUCAGGAUACUUUAUGAAGAAAAUGAUGAGUCAAAUGUUGAAAUCAUCCAUGUGACUUCACCCAUGCUUGAAACACGAAGGUGUGAUUCAUACAGGUAUCCACGAACGGGAACUCUAAAUCCAAAAAUAACUUUCAAGAUGUCCGAAGUAACAAUAAAUGCUAAUGGAAGGAUCGCAAAUGUCAUCGACAUGGAAUUGGUCCAGCCAUUUGAGGUUCUUUUUAAUGGAACAGAAUACAUUGCACGGGUUGGAUGGACCCGAGAAGGAAAAUACGCAUGGGCCAUCCUGUUGGAUAGACUCCAGACCAGACUCCAAAUUGUUCUGAUUCCUCCUGCUCUGUUUAUCCCAGUGGUGGAUGAUCCAGUGGAAAGGCAGAAACUUGUGGAAUCUGUGCCUGAUAGUGUAACACCAUUGAUUAUCUACGAGGAGACAACAGACAUUUGGAUAAAUGUGCACGAUAUAUUGCACAUAUUUCCUCAGGUGAAGGACGAUGAGAUUCAGUUCAUUUUUGCCUCUGAAUGUAAGACUGGUUUUCGACACCUUUACAAAAUUACAACCAUCUUGGAGGAAUGCAAGUAUAAACGGUCAAGUGGGGGCUACCCCUCUCCAGAUGACUUUAAAUGCCCAAUUAAAGAAGAAUUGCCUUUGACGGGUGGAGACUGGGAAGUGCUCGGGAGACAUGGCUCCACGAUAUGGGUCAAUGAAGCUUCUCACCUGGUAUAUUUUCAAGGUACUAAAGACACACCUUUGGAACACCACCUUUAUGUAGUGAGCUACGAAUGUCCCAUGGAGAUUGUACGACUGACACAGUUAGGCUACUCUCAUAACUGUUUCGUUAGCCAGAACUUUGAUAUGUUUAUCAGCAAGUACAGCAACCAGGACCAUCCACACUGUGUACAUGUCUUCCGACUGACUGGAUCAGAAGAAGCCCCUCUUCACAAACAGAGAGAGUUCUGGGCCACAAUGCUAGAGUCUCCAGGUUGUCCUCCAGAUUACAUUCCUCCAGAGAUGUUUAGUUUUCACAGCAAGUCCGGCUAUAUAUUAUACGGAAUGAUGUUCAAACCACAUAAUCUACAGCCCAGAAAAAAAUACCCCACCCUGCUUUACACAUAUGGUGGCCCUCAGGUGCAGUUAGUAAACAAUCGCUUUAAGGGAGUUAAAUACCUGCGCCUGAACACUCUAGCAGAGCUUGGUUAUGUUGUGGUCGUCAUAGAUUCCCGGGGAUCCUGCCACAGAGGCCUUAAAUUUGAAGGUGCCUUGAAAUACAAGAUGGGUCAGGUAGAAAUUGAAGACCAGGUGGAAGGGCUACAGUAUUUGGCUGCCAAGUACAGCUUCAUUGACAUGAAACGUGUUGCAAUUCAUGGCUGGUCAUAUGGAGGUUAUCUGUCGCUCAUGGGUCUAGUGAGGAGACCAGAAAUAUUUAAGGUAGCCAUAGCAGGAGCCCCUGUGACACUAUGGAUCUUCUAUGAUACUGGAUACACGGAACGCUACAUGGGUCUCCCAGAUAAAAAUGAGAGUGGCUAUGAGAUUGGAUCAGCAGCAAUGCAAGUUGACCGGUUUCCUCUUGACCCCAAUCGGUUGUUGCUCUUACAUGGGUUCCUCGAUGAAAAUGUUCAUUUUUCUCAUACUACAGUACUGCUUAGCUUCCUCGUUCGAUCAGGGAGGCCGUAUGACUUGCAGGUGUAUCCUCAGGAGCGGCACAGUAUCCGUGUUCCAGAGUCUGGUGAACAUUAUGAACUGUAUCUGCUGUACUAUCUUCAGGAGAACCUGGCUUCCCAGAUUGCAGCCAUGAAGUAGAAGAUAGUGUUACUUUUGAGACUUCCCAUCUCAGCCAAUAACUCAAUGCAAUAGGUGUCAGAAUAGAGACACUGCUCCUAUUAAUUGUGAUUUACUCUUCCCCCACCACCCCAUAAAUCGUUACUUGUGGUUCUUUUUUUCAAGUAGUCAUAAUCUCUCUGAUCCUUAUCAUGCAAAGUGAACUGACACUCAAUUUCAGUAAGAGCAACAAUUGAACUCACCCCACUUAUCCAUUAGCAUCCCUUCUCCAUUGCUCACCACUAACACAUCUGUAACUUGUGGCUUGUACUUCCCCAGCACCAUUUUCUAGUGGCAAUGCUCACUUUAGCUUCGUGAUCCUUGCACAAAAUUGCACUUCUGUAAGCCACCACCCCUUCCCUCCCAUAAUCUCACUAAUAGUGCCUGACAAUCACUUUCUGCUGUUUGUACCGAGACUGUAAAGUAAGACCCAUGAUCACAGAAACUUUACUUUCCAAGAGCAUGUUACGGGCAUUAAGGGUGAUUUCUUCUGAAGAAUGUGUGUCCAACAGUAAAUCUUGAAAAUGCAGCAAUUUCCCUCCUAUUAUAUGUUGCUUGCUCUUUGAUUCACUACAGCUGUCCAGAACUCAGCAUCUUUAGGAACUUUUCCCCAUGAGUUGAUCAGAUUUAGUGAGACUUCCCCAUUUGCUUCUGGCGACCAGAUCUUCAGUUCGGUUUUCCAUUACAACAGCAUCUGCCCCCAGUGCUGCUGUUAAUUUGCUUAAUGACCAUAAAACGACAAUUACUGUAUUUGCACGGAUUGUAGCGUAAAUGGAAAUGAUUGUGAAAUAUUUUUGAGCACUUUAUGUAACAGUAAUGUUUAGAUUAAUGUCUUAAACAGUAUCAUUUUUAUUAUUACUUAUAAAAAAUCUGGUCAUGAAUUAUUUAUUCUCUUUCAGAUACAUAUUGAAAGGGUUUUACCAUUUCCAGAUUUGUUUAGAUUUUUGGAUGCAGUAUCCAUAAAGUAUUGUAUAUAUCCUGUGAAGCAGUAACAUUGUACAGAAGCAGAUGUCUGGGAGGGAGAGUGCAUGUUCAUGAGUGGAACAAAGACAAGAAGCAAGUGGGAGGAGGCUUGAAUUGAGCACAAACUCUGGCACAAUCCUGUUGGGUUCAAUAGUCUGUUUCUGCGCCCUAAAUAGUAUGUACUGCCAGUGAAUUUGUGGUCCAGAUCUGUUCUCUGGACUGUUGGAUAUGAACAUAUGACCCAAGGUGUGAGUCAGGACCUCACUGAAGUGCCAAUCUGCUGACUCCCAUUGAAAUUGCCCGGGAGAUUUGAACUUCUGACAAGCAAAUCCUCUGACACUAAAUCUAUCCAGCUGGCUGUCCAGAAAGUGCUAGAGAGUAAAAUCUUAGUUUUAACAUUGUAUAACAGCUCAGAGAGAUCCCAACACCUGACCACCAUCCCCACAAUCCCAACCAUCCAUACGUCAGGACUAUCCCUCCAAACUGACUCAAUUAGCCCCAACCUCCUGAUCCACCAUAACUAGCCCUCACCAUCUGACCGUAUCCUGUUCAAACUAUAGUCCUUGCUAACCUAACUAUCCCCACCACCCAACUAUCCCUGCCUCAACCUGAUUAGCCCCCACCCACUGACUUUCCAACUUGACUAGCCCCUGACCUGACAACCCCUGCCAUCCCCUCCCAAUCCAAUUCAACUACCCUUUGAGUCACCUAUUACCCUGCCCACUGACUACCCUAUCCAUCUACCUUACCCACUUACAAACCUACACAAUCACCCACUCACCUGUUUGUAUACGCUCAUUGACUAACACACGAGAAGCUUUGGGACCUUUAAACACUUAGCGUAAUACAGCAGCCAGUGCUAUCAAAAGGGACAUUGGUUCUGUGCUGAUUCUCUGCAUUGCACUGAGAGAAUUCUUCAGGAUACUGCAUUGGAAUUUUGGCUGGAAAAGUUGCAUCCAGGUAAGUGCGUAGUUUUCUGUCUGAUCAGCAUUGGACCCAGUAGUUUAUUGGACUGAUCAGAAGAUUUGGGUCGAAGUAAGUGCAGGGUUUCACCCUCGUACUGAUUAUUAUGGGGCAAUACAAAUUCAUGGGUACUCAUUACCUGCUAGUCUGCAUGUAGCAUUCUCUCACAUCGGCAAUCUACACAGUGGAGUAGGAAUCUGUGCAUGUAGUGCUGCUUCGUUGAUAUUAUUGAAGAACUCUGUGUGGGCUGCAGCGGGUGGCAGUUCAUGGUACUAUCUGCCUCACUGCAAUCAAUGCAAAGCUGUGCUAGCAGCAUUUUGUGUGAAUAAAUUUCUCCGCUGUUGUCUUUUUGUCUCUUUAUUUUCUGCUGUGGUACUGGACCUCUCUGCCUCUUUUCUGUUGGUAAUUAUGGUAGUGCACUGGUUUUAAUAAUUUUUGAGAGAGGUUCCUUCAUGUCCUCCCCAAAGGGUCUUUAACUGAUGAGCCAAACCUGUUUCUUAGAUUCAGAGGUCUAGCCUCUUUCAGCCUGUCAAUCAUCUCCCAAGUAAGUUUAAAUAUUAGUCCCAUGAAGUAUGAGAGAAUUCAAUCUUUAAUAAGACAGACAAGAUUAUUUUGUCAAUGUUUUUGAGCUGGUUUUAUAAAUUCCUGGGUACAUUUCCACACAACCAGAUUUUAUGUUAAAUAUGGACUUUGACCAACCAGUUGUGCUGAUGGUUUUGUCCAGUACAAAAAUCACAGCUGUGUAAAUAUUGAGGGUCAAUUUGCAGUUGAUGUGACUGUACAUUUGUAGUAAAUUAAUUUCAGAUUUCUACAGCAGUCCUUCUAGACUUUGUCUAAUCUGUGGGGAGAUCUAGCUUCCCCACAUUUCCCUCUGAACUUGUUAAGCCAGUAAAUUGGUACAAUUGAACAUGUUGCCAGUCUUGUUUGAAUACUGGCAGAUAGAGAAUAACUGUGAAUUUGUAUUGACACAUGAUGAUUCAGUAAGAGAGCACAAUCCUGCAGAUGCAUAGUUACAUAGACAUAGUCUUUGUGGCAUAGAAACAGUCUAUUCAGUGAAACAGCUUUAAGCUCCAUACAAACUUUCUCAUACCUUGCUUCAUCCAUCUUCAUCAGCAUAUCCUUCCAUUAUUUUCUCCCUUGUAUGUUUAUCUGCCUUCCCUUAAAUGCGUUGUGGUAGUGAUUUCCACAUUCUCAUACUUUUACAGGCGAGUAGAAGUUAAUAGCGUGCUGAUGUGAUACAGUGUUGACUGAGAAGUUAUGUAAACAGGAUGUCAACUCACUAGAACCGCUUUACGUCCAUGCUUAAAUUUUGUGUAUUACCCUGGUGUCUAUAAAUAAAUCACUCACCCAUGGAAAUUGGGAAGAAAAGCAUGUUGAAA